Molecule: messenger RNA, 1064 nt
Organism: Oryzias latipes (Japanese medaka)
Lineage: Eukaryota; Metazoa; Chordata; Actinopteri; Beloniformes; Adrianichthyidae
Biological process (GO): G protein-coupled receptor signaling pathway; detection of chemical stimulus involved in sensory perception of smell
Cellular component (GO): membrane
Molecular function (GO): odorant binding; olfactory receptor activity; G protein-coupled receptor activity
Source: RefSeq, a predicted model, not a curated record
CUGUAGUGUUUCUGGUUGCUGAAUAGCCUUCGUUGUCAUCUCUGUUCUGGGGGAGCUCUCAUAUGUCCACUUUUCUCCACAGAGCUCUACAACACGAGAUGAACAACCAAACCAUGCUGGUUCCUCUCCAACAGCCCAUUGUCUUUGAAAUCGAGGGCUUUGAUAUUCUUCCAGGCUCCGGGCCUUUCUUCUUCCUCCUGGCUCUGCUAUUCUACAUGCUGGUGCUGCUGGGUAACGGGGUGGUGGUGUGUGUCAUCGUCCUGGACAAGAAGCUGCACAGACCCAUGUUUGUGAUGAUCUGUCACCUGGUGGUGUGUGAUCUGAUGGGAGCCACGGCGGUGCUGCCUCACCUCAUGAUGGACUUUCUGAUGGGUCAGAAGAAGAUCGUUUACCUGGCAGCCAUCAGCCAGGCCUUCUGCGUCCAUGUCUAUGGCGUGGCCAUGCAGACCAUCCUGGGUGCGAUGGCUUAUGACAGGUACGUUGCUGUGUGUGAGCCGCUCAGGUAUCACACCAUCAUGACAUCAGCCCGGCUGCACUUCUGCUGUGCUCUGGCCUGGAUCGUGGCGCUGGUGCUGAUCGCCGUGCUCUUUUCCUUCCAUAUGAACGCCCCUUUGUGUGGUCACAUCAUUCGACAUGUCUACUGCAGCAACAGAGGCAUCCUCAACCUGGCGUGCUCCCCCACCCCAACCAACAACAUCUACGGUCUGUGCAUGACCUGGUCUGUGAGCUCGGUGGUCUUCAUCAUCAUUGCUUUCUCCUACAUCAGAAUCCUGACGGAUUCCUACAAACAGUGCAGAACAGACAGCAAGCGCUCCGUUGGUUCUGCACUGGUGCGCAGCAAAGCCUUCCAGACCUGUGCCCCCCACCUCGUUAUCUACACACUCUUUGAGAUAGCGUCCUUUAUCAUAAUUGUGAGUUACAGGUUCCCCUCUGUCCACCCAAACCUCAUCAAGUUCUUCAGUAUUCUACUUAUUAUCAUACCCCCCGCAAUUAACCCGGUCAUCUACGGACUGGUCAUCAAAGAUCUGCGCACCAGCAUCAUUCCGAUUUUCACCAGAGUCUAA